Molecule: messenger RNA, 1611 nt
Organism: Cladocopium goreaui
Lineage: Eukaryota; Dinophyceae; Suessiales; Symbiodiniaceae
Source: the annotation of a GenBank genome assembly
AUGUUGUGGCUGUGGGCCGCCUUUGCAGUUCAAGCAGUCCAGAGUGCUGAGUACAAGGCUGUGCACGCAGUCGCUGCCAAUGGCAAUAUUGAGUCCCUUCAUUCGGGCCCCGGCUACGUCCGCCGCGAAAGCCGAUCCAGCCAGGAUGCAAGCUUUGUUCAUCAAGAGCCUGUGAGCAAGGUGGUGGUGAGUGCAACAGAAGCCGUCUCGAAUCUGACGGUGAAGUCUGGAGGGGAUCAAGCGGUGACCGUGUGGAAGGAUCAGGAAAAGGAAGCAGCAACCGCAAUGUCAUUGUCACUCCUCGCUUCCAUUGGCUUCGUCCUGUCAGUUUUCUACAUGGUGAACACUUCAAACACCAUGCUCCAGGUGGCAACAUGGAGGCUUCUCGCUUCCAGUAUUUCGCUUUUCUCGGUCAUACUCUUGUUCAUGGUCAUGAAGAAGGGAUGGAAGACGAUGAUGGGCUCUUCGGAGUCCAGUGAAGCCAAAGUGAUCAGCGAUGUCCUUUCCUUCCUUCGGUACCUCAUCCUUCUGUUCCUGACACCGUUUCUGCUGAAAAAGAAGAUGGAGACUGAGAGCUUGAAACAGUGCAUCCGCAUCGUCGGCGUGCAUUUGGUUGGCUUUGCAGGUGCUGACGCCUUCACGGAUAUAUUGAAGCAAGAUGUUUUCAACUCCGGUCCGUACAUGUACUUCUUGGGGGUCCUUUGCGUUUGCCUGUUGCUGGGGGCGAUCCAAUGGGGAAUGAGGAAGUGGAGGGCGCGAUCAGAAGGUUCGACGACUUCUGCCCCAGAAGCAAGUGGUGAAGCAGCCGGAGGGUCGGAGGCACCACCUGCAGAUGCUGCAGCUGCUGCAGCUGCAACAGAUUCUGCCGCGCCCAGUAGUUCUGGCUUCGCAGCCCUGGUAGAAGAGAUGGAGAUGGAAAUAGUUGCAUUUACUGUAGGCUUUCUCUUCUCAAUGUGGCUUCGCUUCUGUAUCACUGGCGCAGUACCAGGAGCCAGGUAUGGUCGGAAGACCACAGGAGACGAUGUGAAUUGGCUCUUUUGCUUUGCGCUUCUGACUUUCCUCUUCGCUGCAGCUUUUGCAAAAUUUGUCCUCCCCAAUGCGGAGAACUUGUCACCCACCCUGGGGCGAUUGGUGAAGACGCUGUCAGCGGUUCUUUGGAUGACAUUUGGCUGGCUGGUGUUCUACCUAUGCCAGUGGUUCCUGUGGAACUUCACCGCGGACGACGCCAACGGUGCGCAUCACACGGCCAAACUCAUCGCGGCCAACGGCCUGGCGUUGAUGGGAUCGGUGCUGGUCUUCUUCCCAAUGGUUGUGGGGCAUCUUUUGAAGCGAUCGAGCUGGAUGACUUCCCCAACCUUUGUCAACAUCGCUUCCCUGAUUCUAGCGUUUUCCUGGGAAACGGCUGUCUACACAGCCGUGCAAGGGGCAUCCGAGACUGUGGAAGGUGAAACGAUGCAAAAAGUACUUGCUAUGAUUGACCUGGUCAUCAUCCUUGUCGUGAUCCUGCCUGGGUGGUACAUCUACAUGCUCCCCUCUGCAAGAGCAGAAGCCAAAGAAGAGGCAAAUGCUGAUGCAGCGGCUGAAGACAAGCCGCCGGAGGCAGCCACGUGA